GACACCCCUUAGUAGACAGCCAAGCUCACAAGCAGAGCAAGCCACCAACAGGCACCGAACCCCCCCCCCCUCCUCAAAGAGAAAGAAAGUGAGAGAGACACCCCAGGGGGGACAGGCAGUGAAAGACCUAGACAUUGUCUGUAGACGUUGAACCAGACCGCAGUACAGAUCGCCAGGAUGCAGGGCCGUACCAUGCUGGUGAAGCAGGGGGGAAACGUGGCGGGGGCCAGGCUGGCCUGCAGCGUGCGGGACGGAAACCCGACACGGAAGGAGAGCCACAGCGCCGACUGGAACAGCGUGGAGCUGAAGACGCAGCCAGAAGAUGGGCAAACCGUGCACGAGGUGGACAAGGAUCGGCACGAAUCCUUCUCCCGCCAGUGGGAGGCGCGGCGGUUGGUGCAGGCAUGCCCCUCGGGGGUGAUUCGCCUGGGCACCCUGGAGCAGGGGGUGAGAGAGUACCAACAGCUACCCUACAGGAACGUCCUGCCCCUGCCCAUCUUCACCCCCACUGAGCUGGGCGUCCGGCUGGGCCGCGGCGCCCCCCACACCCUGGAGGACCUGCGCACCUUCCCCGUCCCCGACGGCUCCUGCCCCACCAAGAGGGAGGUAUGCGACAUCACCAAGGACCUGCCGCCGGUGCAGCCAAUGCGCAUGGACUUUGCCAAGGCGCCCAGAUCUCUGGGCCGCUCCAUGUCACAGGAAGCCCAGAGGGGGUGAAGAAGGGAAGAGAGGAAGAGGGCAAAAGGAAGGUGGAAUGUAUUGCCUGAAAAUGGAAGUAGUUUAUAUAGGAAUUCCAUUCGAAAUAGAAUUAUGUCACAAUUACAAUUAUAUUUAUAUAUUCCGUGGGUAUUUUUUUUGCAUCUUAAACAUCCCAAACUGUUUCCUGCAUGGUUUGGGUAACUGAACUUCAGUACUCAAUAUUGUGUCCCCAGGUCACCCCCUUAAAUUUGAGUGGCAACUCAAUGGUAGAUGACUCAAGGAAUCAGUCAGAGAUCUGUUUGCACAUCUGAGGAAUAUCGGAUAGGAUAGGAAGCCGGCCAUUAUCGGCAAGAGUGACAGUGAGGUUUGUCGACCCACCUUUACUGCAGAUUGCAGAUUCGCAGGAUUAGUGUAGCACGGCUGCUAGCUGAAUGUCUCAGUUCGGCGGUAUUUCCGCAGAGAGGCGAUCGGUGGGCUCUAGAAUGUGGCUACAGGAAGUAGGAAAUUUCUGUGUGAAGGGCCUUCAAGAUGAGGAGGCUGAGAUGAUAGAAUCCAAGUGUGUAAUGGCCCGUGAAAACAGAUGGAGGUGACGGACUUACGAGUGUAACUGUAGGGGGCUUGCAGAAAGGUAGCUACUGCCAUACCUUGGCUUUCGGACCUCGGCUUUACAGCGCAGCCUGGUCUGUGUCCAGCCUUUUUUGCUUUUCUCACCUCUGAGCCCAGCGCUACUAUAUGGUGUUUCCAGGGAAAAUGUAGUGUGCAAGUUUGUAAUGAAGACGAGGGCCCUUAGCCAAGGACGGCUAAACGGUCCACUGUGGAAGAUGGUCUCCGUGGCUACAAUUUCAUCUCUGCUUCCGAUUUUUGGAGAGGCUUUCGAUUUGGACCUUUGUAGACGCGCUAGCGAAAUGCUAAUGAGCUUUGCCCUCCUGUCGGCAUGUUUACAUAGCUUGUGUUCAUAUUGUUAUUUUUUACAAUAAAGUUACAGAAAUACACACA
Messenger RNA from Brienomyrus brachyistius, 1695 nucleotides. Its product is annotated as titin-cap (telethonin). Gene Ontology annotation, molecular function: titin Z domain binding; structural constituent of muscle; protein-macromolecule adaptor activity. Gene Ontology annotation, biological process: detection of muscle stretch; skeletal muscle myosin thick filament assembly; cardiac myofibril assembly. Lineage: Eukaryota; Metazoa; Chordata; Actinopteri; Osteoglossiformes; Mormyridae. The coding region runs from base 178 to 717 and encodes 179 amino acids. The transcript has 2 exons. Gene Ontology annotation, cellular component: Z disc. The record is from RefSeq and is a predicted model, not a curated record.